UGUUUUUGCUCGGCAACGUUGCCACGUUUGCGUUCUGGAAGCUAGCUAGUAGAAAGCGAUCGAGGUGUUGCCUUCAGCCUCACAACACACAAAAAGAAACCAUGAGCGACCCUACUAGCGACAACGAUCGGUUCAUUGCCAACGCAGAGACAUGGUGUGGUCGAUCGGUCUGUAUAAGCAGCAGCGGUCGUGGCGGCUGGGUCACCUUGACCGAGAAAUCGCACAACGCCCAAGUCACCACCACCUGUAACUAUGGCGGCUCCCGGCAAUCCUUCCACAUUGAAUCCGUUCCGGACAUGCCGGGUGUCGUGACGUUUCGUGUGGAAGGAACAGCCGAUCUGUACCUCACCAACAUCAUGUACGGGGAUCAGCACCGCCAAAAUGCGGCGGGAGCACUGGCGUCGAUUCCGGGUCUAUUGGCAGAACACAUCGGGAUGGUGGUGGAUUUUGCCGUAGGUCGUCCCACGGAUGAAUCCAACUUUGAAGGAGCCGGUUUCAAUUACAGUCCCAUGGUGGCGCAAAGAGGACCCUCCAGCAAAUUACAAAUGUUUCGGCUGGAAGGGAGGGGCCGGCACUUGGGGGUCAAGUCUCUCUUUGGAACGUAUUGGAGAUGCCAGUGGUGGAAUCAAACCGUUUCACAGUCCCCACACAUGUUGGGGGAUGAAACAUGGUGUUUUUACAAUGCUGAAGAUAUCAACAACAGAGACGAGGAUACGCACGAUGACGAUGACUCGUCUUCUGCUGGGUGGGAUUCCAAUGACGAAGCUUAUGAGGAUGCUUAUUGGAGCGAGGAAGAGGAAUCAAAGGAAGAGGAAUCAGAGGAAGAGGAAUCAGAAGACGAGGAAUCGGAAGGCGGGGGGUCAAUGGAAGAGUAGUGGUUUUGUGUAAAUGUCGCUAACUAUAGAGGCAACUGAUAAGCCACGCCAGCACACGACGUGUUAGAUUUGCAUUGUUUGUCGUGUUUGUCGUGUUUGUCGUGUUUGUCGUGUUUGUC
This is a messenger RNA of Seminavis robusta, 994 nucleotides long. The record is from the annotation of a GenBank genome assembly. Lineage: Eukaryota; Bacillariophyta; Bacillariophyceae; Naviculales; Naviculaceae.